This is a messenger RNA of Amoebophrya sp. A25, 1474 nucleotides long. Lineage: Eukaryota; Dinophyceae; Syndiniales; Amoebophryaceae. The record is from the annotation of a GenBank genome assembly.
CCGUCUUCGAUGACUCUGGCCUCGGUCUCACAAGCGGGAACUACGGGCGGCGACGACGAAUCAGAGCCUGAUCCUGAGAGCGGACCGGUCGUGGAGACGAGUUCGAGUAGAGACAGUUCAUCAGAUAUGGCUACAACUACCGAGGGUCAGACGAGCACGAGUGGUCAGAAAUCAUCUUCGGUUUCCGAAGUAGAACACAAUGCUGCUCUUCUUAGAGAUCUAGAGCAGGAUCAUCUUGUUCAGAAAUUAGAUGGGACGAUUCUAUGCGAGGGUGCGGGUUCCAGACGGAGAAGUUCUGUUGGCACGAUUCUAUGCGAAGGUGCUGGUAGUUCCAGACGGAGAAGCUCUGCUGGUAGCCCAAACCUGAUUGCUCGAGGAAACGUUUCGAGUAACGCUGCUGGUGCGCCUUUAUUUGGCCCUUUGGCCGAAGACCCGAAAAGCUCUCCCUUCUCUGGCCCCUUCUGUCUGUGGGGUUCAGGCGAGGACUUCUUCGACGAUGCUUGGGACGAGGAGGAUCAAGAAUACUGCACACCAAGCUUUGUCGCCGAAAAAUCUUCAACAGAAUCGGCAGUCUCGUCUAAAUCGGCAGUCUCGUCUUCCAGACGAAAGGGUAGUUCUUGCUUCAGUCUUUCUAGUUUGCGUGAGGCCUUACCGGUGCUACCCGAAGAACAAGGGAUGUCGAACUGUAGUUCUUCAGCAUUUGGAAAUGCUACUGGUGAACAAGAUGGUGGAGGUGAACAAGAUGAGCAAGAUGAAGAAGGAAUGUCAACAACAACACCCGGGGGAAGGUCAACAUCAACAGUUACAGUACCAUCUUGUUUGAGCCACUCUCCAUCAAAGGAUUUGACGAUUUCGACCCCAGAUCUGACUGUGUCUACGGACUCCUGUUGGACAACUGCUCCUGGCACAUCAUUGGUCUCCACUCCUAAGAACGGUUCUUCGCUGCCAACGUCGCCGUUCGGACCAGGGCGGUGGGCCACUAGCCUAUCUUUGUGCCUGCAAGACGACGAAAACAAGAUGAAAGGGAUCGAAGAUCUCGAUGCUUUUAAUUCCCUAUCGUCCAGCAAGGAAGAUGCGGAUCUUCAAGAUGAGCUGCUUUCUUCUGUCCUUUUCGGACAAGCGGGUCUGUGUUUGUCGCCAGGAGGAGAUGAAGAGGACGAGCAGGAUGAUAUUGUAGAGGGGCGACCGGCAGCACACGUGGGCGGAGAGUCUGGGUCUGGUGCUGGUACUAAAAAAGAUCUAGCACAACUUAGACUUAGUUCAGCUGAUGCCUCAUCACCUUCGCCUGCAGCUCUCGCACCAUGUUGUACAGUGAAUCCUUCAACCGUCAAAGAGCUGCGGAAAAUCACUUCAGCAAAAGAGGACGAAAAGCAACCGCAAGAACCAAAGAGUGGUACUAGACCUGCUACAGCUAAACCCAGAACAGUAGAUGAAAUACCGAAAAGUGCUAGUGAUUUGGGUCGCAAAGACGAGC